CUAUGUGGAUAUACCCAGGCACCAUCGAGUACAGUUUGACAAGGCGUGUGCGUUUUUAUUGUUUGUUAUGGUUGUCUAACUAUUUAAUUUUCAAAUGAUUACUAUCUUCUUAUAAAGUUUUUAAGUUACUUAAUAACUUCACAGAAAUUUAGUUUGUUUUGUAAAAUUUUAUUAUAAAGGUUUAACAUUCUGAAGUUAAACGUUUUAGAUUGCUCGACGAUGUCGGGUGAUCACAAAACUGUUAUAAAAGGAAAUCCGUCGCAAUAUGUAAAAUUGAAUAUUGGAGGAACGCUAUACUAUACAACUAUCGGCACCCUGACUAAACAUGAUACUAUGUUAAGAGCAAUGUUUAGUGGGCGAAUGGAAGUCCUGACAGAUUCUGAAGGCUGGAUACUCAUGGACAGGUGCGGCAAGCACUUUGCGACGAUACUGAACUUCCUGCGGGACGGGAGCGUGCCCCUGCCGGAGAGCUCGCGGCAGGUGGCGGAGCUGCUGGCGGAGGCCAAGUACUACUGCAUGGCCGAGCUGGUGGAGUCGUGCGAGCAGGCGCUGCUGAGGAAGGAGCGCGAGGCGGAGCCCAUCUGCCGCGUUCCGCUCAUCACGUCGCAGCGCGAGGAGCAGCUCCUGCUCUCCUCCACCGCCAAGCCUGUGGUGAAACUGCUGAUAAAUCGUCACAAUAACAAGUAUUCUUACACAGGUACUUCUGAUGACAACUUGCUGAAAAACAUAGAGUUGUUCGACAAGUUGUCUCUGCGGUUUAGCGGUCGUGUUCUCUUCAUCAAAGAUGUAAUCGGUUCGAGCGAAAUUUGUUGUUGGGGGUUUUACGGCCAUGGGAAGAAAGUGGCAGAGGUGUGCUGUACGUCCAUCGUGUAUGCUACAGACAAGAAACACACGAAGGUGGAGUUCCCCGAGGCCAGGCUGUACGAGGAGACCCUGAACAUCCUGUUGUACGAGAACCGCACAGGCCCGGACCAGGAGCUGAUGCAGGCGACGUCGUCGCGGGGCGCUCUGAGCGGCAUGUCGUCGCACACCAGCGACGAGGAGGAGGAGAGGUCGGGGUUGGCACGCCUGCGCUCCAACAAGCAGACCAACCCCUGAGCCGCGCCGUGAAGGCCUGGUCGCAAGGCGUGCUGAGCGGCAUGUCGUCGCACAGCAGCGACUAGGAAGUGUUGGCAUGCCUGCGCUCCAACAGGCAUACCAGCCCCUGAGCCGCGCCGUGAAGGCCUGGUCGCAAGGCGCGCUGAGCGGCAUGUCGUCGCACAGCAGCGACUAGGAAGUGUUGGCACGCCUGCGCUCCAACAGGCAUACCAGCCCCUGAGCCGCGCCGUGAAGGCCUGGACGCAAGGCGCGCUGAGCGGCUUCGUGCCAUUUUGUUGAUGUGUUCGACUGAAUUUGAAGCCAACUAAAUGGGUGAUAAAUUUUUAUGAGUAAAACAGUUCAUGAAAAAAUUUGGAGUUUUUAUAAUUUAAGUUUUUUAUUAAUGAAUAAUAUAAACACUAAACUAAUGUGAUGGCCAAGCAUAAACAGUGAAAACUUACGAACAUAAUUAUGUGUUUUGAGCAGGUACUUCAGUUAUAUAAGUGUAUCAGUGUAUUUUAUGAGUUCAACAUGCUUCAAACAUUAUGCUUGUACAAAAUUUUCUUGAAAAUGUUUUGAAAAAAAAAUUUUGUUAAAACAUUUUUCAGAGCUGCACUCAGUUGUUCUAGUAAAUGUGAUAAUUAUAUUUGUUUUAUGUGCUGCAUUAAUUAUGGGCCUAUUAAUAGCCUACCUAGCUCAUAGUUUCAGUGGGAAAAUACAUGUUAUUUUAUGUGUGAGAAAGGCCUAACUUAUUAGAUCCUCAGAUUGUGCAACUAUUUAUCAGUAUUUUUAAAUGGCCAUGUAAAUGAAAAAAGGUGAAUAAGGAGGUUAUAACUAGGGUUUUGGGAAUGCUGCUUUUCUUAAAUGGCACAAUAGUUAAAGAACUUCCAUGUAACUGAGACAAAAACCAAUUUUCUUCAUUCACCUCUAAAUGAAAAUAUUAUCAGUACUGUAAAAAUUGAAAUUUUUCUUAAGGAGUAUAAAAUAAUUAGUAUUAUAGGUUAAUUACUUAUCGAAUUGAACAAACACUAUUAGAAAAAUUUGUCAAAAAAAAUUGAAAAGUAUUAAACUUGACAAUACAUCUCUGUAAUAUCAGGGUCAUUAGAAACAAUGAGGAAUGAUUGAUUGAAAUGGAGCAUCGAGUAAUGAUUGUGGAGGGGGGGGGAUGCGAGCGUCCGAGGGAAACCCAUCAACUGAUUAGAAUAUCAUCUGGACGUCCUCCGUGCUACCAAGGGGGCUCAUUUGUGGACUACUUAAGUGGCAAAAAAAACUUUCAGGGUUUUGCUUUGAUCUACCAAAGAUCACAUGUAUUUAGCUCAAUAAUUUUUCAAGCUACAAUAUUUCAAAACCCCAGCUGACUUUAGAGAGACAUUGUAUAAUUCACUCAGCUGGGAUGAUAAAUAUUUAUGUCUCUCUAUGUCAUCCAUCUCUCUGGCUUCCAUUGCACUUAUUGCAUAGCACUGCACUGAGGCAAGAAGUGCGGGAUGACGUAAUGCUCAACAACAGUUCUGUCGUGACAGCAACAGCUGUGAAAGUGAUAGUUUAUUGUUCCAUCAGACAAGUUGGACUUUCAUGCUUUCUCUAAAGUUGUUUCAUUUAAAUGUAAAUAAAGAUAUAGGGAUUCUUAAGUUUGCUAGAAUAAACUGUUUGUAUUUUAAGUAAACUACUAAAGGAUAAAGCAUAUAAAAAAUUUAAAAAAAAAAUUGUAAAGCUUUCCUUGUAACAACCCCACCCUUCCCUCUUCCCCCUUCCACCUCCUUUCUUUAAAGAAUAUUUCUGAAUACAUGUAAGCGAAACAAACCUGUAAACGAACUGGUGUUUUGUUGCAUGCUUGGCAAUCCGCGUUGGUUGUUUCGUUGUUAAAUGAGCUCUCAAGGCGUGAUAGUGAUUCCAGUCGAGAAGACACGAGAUAUUAAAAUACUCUUCCUGCUCAAGUGUUUGUUGUACUGGAUACAUUUUACUAGCAUUGUGAAUCAUGUGAAUUAUUCAUUCUUUUUAAUGACAAUGGUUUUUUGUAGAUUAUAUUUUAGGCACUGCAUUUAUGUUAACUGUACGUAAACAUAGAUGUGCAUUUUUAAAACAGGCCUUUUUUUUUUAUUACUACAAGCAAUUUGUGUAACCUAGUAUGUUUCUGUUUUCAAUGUUACUCAAUAGUAUUAAAAUAAAUAGUAUAAGAAAAACAUUAAUGCCUAAAUAAGAGUAGUAUUAAAAUGUUAUUUCUGUGUUUGUUAAAGGAAUGCUCCCAAACUAACUUGAUCGAGACCUGGGUUAUGAUAUGGAGCCUAAUGUUCACGUUCACACCAAUUCUUUCCAUGGUCCGAACAGUUUCGAUGUUCACUGAAGUUUGUUACUCACAUCUUCUGUAACACCCAAGCAUUCAAUAUUGUUCAGUAUUCACUUGAAAUGGAAAACAAAUUAGUGUAGGAAAUGUCACAGGAUCAAGUUCUAGCUAGUAUCAAGGAGAUAGUAGGAUGGCAAUAACAGAAUCGGAGCAGUCUCUUUUCGAAAACAGUCUCGGUUUUGCUAUUAAAGUAUGGCACAAUUUACAUCACUAUAUUUACUUAUCGGGUAAUUUUACUACGAUUUCACACCUAAACAUUAACAAGAAAAUAAAUAUAUAUUAUUUUACACUUGGCUACUCUAACUUAAAAUUACAGGAAAACUUUUUGUUUAAAUGUGAUGGGUUUUUACAAAAUGAUUAUAAAACAUGUUAGGAAGUAUUUUAAUACAUUAAAAAAAAAUUUUUUAUUUUUUUUUUUGGAAAUGUAUACAUUAUUUAACAUUUGCCCUACCUUUGAAUUGGUAAUUCACAACCAAUCAUUAAAAUUAUUUUAAAGUAUUUUAAAUAUAGCUAACCUAACCUACCAAACCAUACUCUCUUCUUAAGUAUUUUAAAUGUAUCUAACCUAAUCAAUUGUCCACUGUUAAAAGUAUUUUUAAUGUAGUUAACCUAACUGUCCAUUCUCACAAUUGUUUCAGAUAUAUCAGAAAAGUGACUUUCCUUCAGAAUUACCAUUGUUUUAACCAAAAAACAUAAAACUUUUAACCAAAUUCAGCACAUAUGCCAUAUGGAAUUUAAAAUUCAAAUUCUCAAUGCCUGACGUGUUGAUUUUAAGUCAACAGAGGAAAAACUGAACAUGCACGAAUGCGACAUAGGAAUUGACUGGAGUGAAUCUUAGGUUUCUCAAAAAAUUCAUUGUAGGUUAGCAUACCUAAACGGAUCAUGAAUUUCAUUUAGAAGGCAGUUGUGCCCGCCUUGAAAACACUUCAUUGGCUGCAACUGAGACAGUGAAGUGUGUGUCAAAUUUUUGUCUUCAUCAGGCCCUGUCUUACAGUCUCAGCAAGAGUUCAGUUGUGGCUUGGGCGAAUCUGACCUCAACUGGUUCUUGGAAGCAAUGUUCUCCUGUUAGAAGUGACUCUUACACAUAUUCUUCUCCAUAACUUCUUUAAAAUCAAUAACGAUAUGUUUCCCGUAAGCUAGCCACAGCGGGUUGGCACCUCCAGUGAGGUUCGAAGGUGGUUGAAGAUGUGUCUGAUGUUUCCUCUCCAAACAAUAUUGAUUUAUUAGCUCUGGAAAAAAAGUUGAAAGAGAGUAUGUUAUUUUUUUUGUAAUGAUCUAAUGAUGCUGUCGUAGGAAACAUAAAAAAGUGUUAUGCACUUAUUUUUAGAAUGUCUGAUCAGAACAUAUGGAAUUUCGAAAGUCAGGAUUCCACCCAUAGUAACGCUGUGCUUGCAUGCGUUUGGGCAGGGUAGGCUUGGUGCAGGCACAAGAAAUACAAGAUGAUACGGAAAUGUAAGAAAAACCUCUUCGUUAGCUUUUUUGUAACUGCAGAGAAUAACUUGAUGAAAAUAUUAUACUAAAUUUAUAGUGAAAAUCAUUCCCCAACAUCCAAGUCUUCCACAAAAGGAUUUUAAUGCAUUAUAGUUAGUGUAAAUAGCAAGCCUAGGAGGAAAGGUGUAAAAUAAUCUGUUCCAUUGAAAUAUGAAGUGAAUGUUGGCUACAAGUGCUGUUUAUUUAUUUUGUUGUAUUUUCCUUUGUUUCAAAUUGUUUGUUCUAUCACAAAUCAUAGUAAAGUAGUAUUCAUAUGUUGUGCCUGAUUCAUUUUGUUGUUUUACUUGUGUUAAUUUGACUGAUUAGCUUUGCAACAUGCAUUCAGUUCCUAUAAAUGUAUAAUGCAAUAAUACUAGAAGUACCUAGUUUUUGUUGCUCAUUAUUGAAAUAAUUUGUAUUAAAUUAAAAAAAAAAAUUGUUUAUCAAUCUUGAUAUGGUAAGUAAUUGUUAUUAAGCUAGGUGUGUGAGCAAACCUAGUUAUCAAUUGUGAUUAAAUAUAAUGUUCUCUGUAUUGUCUUAGUUGCUGUUAGGAUAAAGUGUAUUUGAAAUUGUGUGUGAGAAUGUUAAGUAUGUUUGGUGGAUAAUGAGUAUGUUAUACAGUUUCUUAAAGGCCAAGCUUAUUGAUUGCGUGAGAACUGUGGUAGCAUUAGGAUUUGACAUGCAUCAGAUACAAGCUAAACUCUGUGUUUAUACAAUUUGACACAAGACAUCACCAACCCAAAGCCAAUGUUAAAAAAUUAUUUUGUGGGAUUUAUUUUUUUUAGUGUCAUGUUGAUAUGUAUAUGGACAUUCCUUAAAAAUUGUAGUCUUCUUUACAUAUUACAUUAAUUUUAUGAUUGUGUUCUCCUAAAAUCUUUCCAGAAUGCAUUACUUCAAAGAAAGAAGCUUCUGAAUGUUGGUAAACUAUUGUGUUGGUUCAUGUGUAUUUUGUGUAUUCUUGCGCGGUUUAUAAAUUUGGCCUAAUAGCUAUCUGAGAAUUUCAUUAUGUUGUUGUGGUGUAGUAAGUGUGCUUAAUGGGUAUAUAUAUUCAGUUGUAAGUUCAGAUGUAAACAGGGUGUGUAUUUUUAAAUACUAAGUAAAAGUUACUGAAGUAGUAAUGUAUUUUCGGUAUUGAACUGUAUGAAAUGUAAGUAAUUUGGUUUAGAAUAAGAGCAAUAAAGUGCACUGUGUAAGAGGUAUA
Messenger RNA from Bacillus rossius redtenbacheri, 6089 nucleotides. Its product is annotated as BTB/POZ domain-containing adapter for CUL3-mediated RhoA degradation protein 3. The transcript has 5 exons. Gene Ontology annotation, biological process: protein homooligomerization. Gene Ontology annotation, molecular function: protein binding. NCBI's taxonomy places the organism in Eukaryota, Metazoa, Arthropoda, Insecta, Phasmatodea, Bacillidae. The record is from RefSeq and is a predicted model, not a curated record. The coding region runs from base 220 to 1098 and encodes 292 amino acids.